GUCUGCCACCAACUGUCCAACCGAUGUAGGUCAAGUCGACAGGUGAACCGGUUGGUGACGUCACAUCCGUGAGUAAAUACCUGCCAGGUGUGUUGUGUUUUGUCGCUGAUCUCUUCAGUCCUCACAAACAUGGCAAGCAUCAGACCAGAAAUGGAAAAUGAGAUUCGGGAAGCGUUCACGAUGAACUGCCAGUCGGACAACCGACUCGCUCUCAAUGGUCUGGGGAACGUUCUGCGCUCCGUGGGACUCAGCCCGACCGAGAUGCAGCUGAGGAAGAUAGCGGGGGAGUACGAGCAGCGAUCCAUGAAAACCCUAGACGUGACUGAAGUGUUGAAGAUCGUUGCUAAGUACGGUUUCCAGCCCGAGGCGACAGAAGACCUCCGGGAGGCGCUGAGGAUCUUCGACAAGGACGGCAACGGCUACAUCAACGUGGGGGAGUUCCGGCACGUGCUCGUCAGUUUGGGGGAGAAACUGGCCGACGAGGAGGUCGAUGAGCUAAUGCGGGAACUCAACAUGACAGGCGACGGGCAGUUCAGCUAUGACGAUUUAAUAAAUGUUAUCAAGUCGUUAAAUUGAUGUGUAGUUUGACUAUACAUCAUAUUUAUAUAAACAUUUACGUUUUCGUUCGCAUCAUCGCCAUUGGUACUCCGUGAUGUCGUGGACAAAGGACAAACAUAAUAUGUAUAGUGAUAAACAUGCACUAGACAGUGGUGACACAUCACACUGACAGCAAAUAUUAUUUUAACAAGAGAUGUGAGGAGAAAUGUUGAGGUAAAUGUGAAUGGACGUGUACAGUAGUAGUAAAACGUGGCUGGAGAACUAGCAAACACUGAACAGAACUCUUUAAAACAAGAAGUACUGAUCGAGGAAAUUCAUGUGUGUUGUCUCCCUUGAUACGUCGUCGUGUUUGUUUAAUAUUGUGUUCCAACUUUUUCAUAAACUGUGUGUUCCACUGCCACCGUGUUACAUUUCUUUUCUGAUUUUAUUGUAUAGGAUAUUUUCACAUAUAAAUUAUAUUAAAACUUAUAAACAUA
Molecule: messenger RNA, 1034 nt
Organism: Gigantopelta aegis
Lineage: Eukaryota; Metazoa; Mollusca; Gastropoda; Neomphalida; Peltospiridae
Product: calmodulin-like
Exons: 5
Coding region: 130-576 (148 amino acids)
Cellular component (GO): myosin II complex
Molecular function (GO): calcium ion binding
Source: RefSeq, a predicted model, not a curated record